Kogia breviceps (pygmy sperm whale) is the source of this 4611-nucleotide messenger RNA. It is a transcript of the gene STXBP5L, whose product is annotated as syntaxin binding protein 5L. Gene Ontology annotation, cellular component: cytoplasm; plasma membrane; SNARE complex. Lineage: Eukaryota; Metazoa; Chordata; Mammalia; Artiodactyla; Physeteridae. Gene Ontology annotation, molecular function: myosin II binding; GTPase activator activity; syntaxin binding. The record is from RefSeq and is a predicted model, not a curated record. Gene Ontology annotation, biological process: regulation of exocytosis; regulation of protein secretion.
GGCGGCUGAGGAAGGUGCCUAAGUCGGGAGUCAGUCAUCCCUCUGGGACGCCGACGCCGCCGUCCAGGCGCGGCUCCCUCACACCUAUUUUUUAAAAUGAAGAAGUUUAAUUUCCGAAAAGUUUUGGAUGGCUUAACUGCCUCCUCCCCUGGCAGUAGUAGCAGCAGUGGCAGUAACAGUGGUGGCGGGGCUGGAAGUGGUUCCAUGCAUCCAGGAGGGACUGCAGGGGUUCUCAGAGAGGAGAUUCAGGAAACCUUGACUUCAGACUAUUUCCAGAUUUGUAAGACAGUUCGGCAUGGUUUUCCUUAUCAGCCCACAGCAUUAGCCUUUGAUCCAGUUCAGAAAAUCUUGGCUAUUGGGACAAGAACAGGUGCUAUACGAAUACUUGGGAGACCUGGCGUUGAUUGUUAUUGUCAACAUGAAAGUGGUGCAGCUGUUUUGCAGCUCCAAUUCUUGAUCAAUGAGGGUGCUUUGGUCAGUGCAGGUUCAGAUGAUACACUUCAUUUGUGGAACCUUAGACAAAAAAGGCCAGCAAUUCUUCAUUCUCUUAAAUUUAACAGAGAACGAAUUACUUACUGUCAUCUACCUUUCCAGAGUAAAUGGCUCUAUGUUGGAACAGAAAGAGGAAAUACACAUAUUGUAAAUAUUGAAUCUUUCAUUCUUUCUGGAUAUGUUAUCAUGUGGAACAAGGCAAUUGAACUAUCCACAAAGACUCAUCCAGGUCCAGUUGUACAUUUAAGUGAUAGUCCAAGAGAUGAAGGGAAACUGCUAAUAGGUUAUGAAAAUGGUACUGUAGUAUUCUGGGACUUAAAAUCUAAAAGAGCAGAACUGAGAGUUUAUUAUGAUGAGGCUAUUCAUUCAAUUGAUUGGCAUCAUGAGGGCAAACAAUUCAUGUGCAGCCAUUCAGAUGGUAGCUUGACUUUAUGGAACCUGAAAAGCCCAAGUCGUCCUUUCCAGACCACAGUUCCACAUGGAAAAACUCAAAGAGAAGGAAGAAAAUCUGAAUCUUGCAAACCAAUUCUUAAAGUAGAAUACAAAACCUGUAGAAACAGUGAACCAUUCAUAAUAUUUUCUGGUGGACUGUCCUAUGACAAAGCUUGCAGAAGACCAAGUUUAACCAUCAUGCAUGGAAAAGCAAUUACAGUGCUUGAAAUGGAUCAUCCUAUCGUUGAAUUUCUAACUUUAUGUGAAACACCCUAUCCAAAUGAAUUUCAAGAACCCUAUGCCGUUGCUGUACUUCUGGAGAAAGAUCUCAUUGUAGUUGAUCUGACACAAAGCAACUUUCCAAUCUUUGAAAAUCCAUAUCCCAUGGACAUUCAUGAAUCACCAGUUACGUGCACAGCAUACUUUGCUGAUUGCCCACCAGAUUUGAUUCUAGUGCUCUACUCUAUAGGAGUCAAGCAUAAAAAACAAGGAUACAGUAAUAAGGAGUGGCCAAUCAGCGGAGGAGCUUGGAACCUUGGCACACAGACAUAUCCAGAAAUUAUUAUUACUGGUCAUGCAGAUGGAUCGAUAAAGUUUUGGGAUGCUUCUGCAAUAACACUGCAGAUGCUGUACAAGCUAAAAACUUCAAAAGUGUUUGAAAAACAGAAGGUAGGAGAAGGAAAACAAACAUGUGAAAUUGUAGAGGAAGAUCCAUAUGCCAUUCAGAUGAUCUACUGGUGUCCAGAGAGCAGAAUAUUCUGUGUAUCAGGAGUCUCUGCAUAUGUCAUAAUUUAUAAAUUCAGCAGACAUGAAAUUACAACAGAAAUAGUGUCAUUAGAGGUACGACUUCAGUAUGAUAUUGAAGAUAUUAUUACCCCAGAACCAGAAACAAGUCCUCCAUUUCCUGAUCUCUCAUCCCAGCUUCCUUCUUCAAGGAGUCUUUCUGGGAGCACUAACACUGUGGCUAGUGAAGGAGUAACAAAGGAUAGUAUCCCAUGCCUCAAUGUUAAGACACGACCAGUGCGGAUGCCUCCAGGGUAUCAAGCAGAACUUGUUAUUCAGUUGGUCUGGGUGGAUGGUGAACCUCCACAACAGAUUACUAGCCUUGCUGUAAGCUCGGCAUAUGGAAUAGUUGCAUUUGGGAACUGCAAUGGGUUGGCUGUGGUGGAUUUUAUACAGAAGACAGUACUGUUAAGCAUGGGGACCAUUGACCUAUAUAGAUCAAGUGACCUAUACCAACGACAACCACGGUCUCCUCGAAAAAACAAGCAGUUCAUUGCAGACAACUUUUGCAUGCGUGGCCUGUCUAACUUUUAUCCUGAUUUAACGAAACGGAUCCGUACUUCCUAUCAGAGUUUAAUUGAGCUGAAUGACAGUCCAGUUCCCCUGGAACUUGAGCGUUGCAAGUCUCCCACUUCAGAUCAUGUAAAUGGACACUGCACAAGCCCAACUUCUCAGAGUUGCAGUUCUGGAAAACGUCUUUCCAGUGCUGAUGUUUCAAAAGUAAAUCGCUGGGGUCCUGGAAGACCACCAUUUCGAAAAGCACAGUCAGCUGCUUGCAUGGACAUUUCUUUGCCAGCUACAACAGAAGAAAGUCGAGAAAAUUCCUAUAAUCGCUCUAGAAGCUCUAGCAUCUCCAGUAUUGACAAAGAUUCUAAAGAAGCGAUUACAGCACUAUACUUCAUGGAGUCCUUUGUUCGGAAAAAUGACUCUACUAUCUCCCCUUGUUUGUUUGUUGGAACUAGUCUGGGAAUGGUGUUAAUCAUCUCCCUAAACCUACCUUCAGCAGAUGAACAAAGAUUUACAGAGCCAGUCAUGGUAUUGCCAAGUGGUACAUUCCUCUCAUUGAAAGGAGCUGUCCUAACAUUCUCCUGUAUGGACCGAACUGGCAGAUUAAUGCAACCACCAUAUGAAGUCUGGAGGGAUCCAAACAACAUAGAUGAAAAUGAGAAAUCUUGGAGAAGAAAGCUGGUCAUGAACUGCCCCUCUCCAUCCCAAGAAAUAGGAGAUCAUCAGUAUACAAUAAUCUGCUCAGAAAAACAAGCCAAAGUCUUCUCACUGCCUUCUCAGACUUGCCUCUACGUUCAUAACAUCACUGAGACAUCUUUUAUACUGCAAGCAGAUGUGGUGAUCAUGUGUAACAGUGCCUGCUUGGCAUGCUUUUGUGCCAAUGGGCAUAUCAUGAUAAUGAGCCUACCUAGUCUUCGCCCAAUGUUGGAUGUUAAUUAUUUGCCACUGACAGACAUGAGGAUAGCACGGACGUUUUGUUUUACCAAUGAAGGACAGGCAUUAUACCUUGUCUCUCCUACUGAAAUUCAGCGGUUAACAUACAGCCAAGAGAUGUGUGAUAAUCUACAGGACAUGCUAGGAGAUUUGUUUACUCCCAUGGAGACACCAGAAGCUCAAAACAGAGGCUUUCUCAAAGGACUGUUUGGUGGAAGUGGACAAACAUUUGACAGAGAAGAGCUCUUUGGGGAAGCUGCAGCAGGAAAAGCAUCACGCAGCCUCGCACAGCACAUUCCUGGACCAGGUGGUAUAGAAGGGAUGAAAGGUGCUGCCGGAGGGGUGAUGGGAGAGCUGACUCGUGCACGGAUCGCACUUGACGAGAGAGGACAGAGGCUAGGAGAGCUGGAAGAGAAAACUGCAGGCUUGAUGACCAGUGCAGAAGCAUUUUCCAAGCAUGCACAUGAGUUAAUGCUGAAAUAUAAGGAUAAGAAAUGGUACCAAUUCUAAACUUCUAAAGAAGCUAUGACUGCUUUGAGAAACCAUUAUUCAGGGAAACCAAAUUUAUUCCCAGCAUCACUAUUCAACUGCUAGAAGACAGUUUCUUCCACAAAAUGUUCCAUUACAGUCCAUCUGAAGCUAUCAUAAGGGAGACUUAUCAGAGACACUGUACAACCCAAAGGCUGGAACCCUGGUUAAAACCCCAAGAUAUGGCUGAAUUUGCCUCUUCCCAUGUGGAAUGGAGCUAUUAUCUUGGCAUGUCGUUUGCUAAGGAUUUACAUUUAGGAACUACGGGGAGUAAUGAUUUGAAAAAAUCCUGUACAAACAAAAAGCAUUAAUGCACUUAAUGAAAAAAAUUUUUGCAUGAUAAAUUAACAUCUUAAGAGGAAAAGAAAAAAAAGCAUGUUGUGACAGAAGAAAAAAAGAUUUAUGGUAAACUAUUUUUAUAAAUUGGACCAUAGCUGACAAUUUAAAAAAAUCUGUGUUAGAAGAUAUCAGUGCAUUUCAAGUACAUUUGCAAUACCCAACUGAAAAAACAAACAAAACCAGAGUUUUCUUUUCAUCUAUAACUUUCAUUAUACUAGGACAUUAUUGAAUUCUUAUGGCAAGAGUCUGAUUAACGUUCUUCUCUCUCCAUAAUAUUUUACAUUAUUCACAGUUCUUGGUCAUAAUCAAAUAUUACCAGUACAGUAAAUUAUUCCUAACACAAUUAUAUCCAUUUGUAUCACCUUCAGAACAAGUUGCUAUUUUUAGUCACAAACCGUGCAGGGUUGGGUCACCUGGAAGCAUUUUUUCAGCCUGGCUUAUACUCUGCAGGGGAGUUGACAAUAGGUUUGGGGAAACUAGACUUACAGGAACAAUGCAGUUAGCUUUGAGAACUGAUUUCACACAUUCUGGUUUCAGUUUCUAAAGUGAUAUAUUUUUAAUGCUCCAUUUGUAUCCUUGUCUGCCAAUUACACAGUA